Molecule: messenger RNA, 1382 nt
Organism: Colossoma macropomum (tambaqui)
Lineage: Eukaryota; Metazoa; Chordata; Actinopteri; Characiformes; Serrasalmidae
Gene: igbp1
Product: immunoglobulin (CD79A) binding protein 1
Exons: 6
Coding region: 40-1080 (346 amino acids)
Biological process (GO): regulation of signal transduction; regulation of dephosphorylation
Cellular component (GO): cytosol
Molecular function (GO): protein phosphatase 2A binding
Source: RefSeq, a predicted model, not a curated record
GGCCGCUAAGGACCAAUCCCGCCGCUGAAGAGGAGAAAGAUGGCCGGUGCUGAAGGAGAGGCUGAAGCUCCGCGGCUCUCUGAGCUUCUAGAUGGCGGAUGGAAGUUGUACGAAGAGGUGGAAAACACCUCGGAACCCAGCGGAUCCAACCCGGUCCAGGUGAAGGUGAAGCGGGGCAUCAAGCAGCUGGAGGAGGCGCUUAGCAUGGUGGAGCAGUUGGACCUCUUCAGCCGUAACGAAGAGCUGGAAGAGAUCGCUACGGCCGACCUGAAGUACCUGUUGCUGCCGGUGUUGCUGGCGGCGCUGACGCUGAAGCAGGUGAACGCGGCCCAGCGGCUGGAGCACGUGCAGAAAGCCCGCCGACACUUCCUGGACUUCCUGCGCAGGUGUAAAGAUUAUGGCAUCGGCAGCUUCCACAUGCCUGCGGACGGCGAGGGCGCAGAGGCCACGCCCACGGAGGCGGAGUCAGACUCUCCGGUCCCCGCCCCGCGGCCCCAGCAGCCUGACCUCAUCGCCAUGGCAACACAGAGGCAAGCCAAGAUCGAGAGGUUUAAGCAGCGUAAGGAGGCGGAGGCGAAGCUGGCGGAGCUGCGCGUUGCGGUGGACGGCGGCUUUGCGGAUGAUGAGGUGCUGAGGGACUUUUACCUGCUGCAGGUGCGCAGGUGGAUCACCAUCGCCAUCGAGGAGAUUGACUCCAUCGAUCAGGAGAUACAGAUCCUCAAGAGGAUGGAUGUUCUCAAACAGAGUCCAGCUCAACCUCCUCAUCCAAGAAGACCCCCAAUGAAGCCCUUCAUUCUAACUAAAGAUGCUGUACAGGCCAAGGUAUUUGGAGCAGGUUACCCAAGCCUUCCCACAAUGACAGUGGAUGACUGGUAUGAACAGCACAGGAGAAAAGGAUGCUUACCUGACCAAGGAAUACCCCAGAGUGCAGCGGAUGUGGAUGCAGAGGAGCGAGAGAGGGAGGAGAAAGAGCGCAGAGAGGAGGAGGAUGAUGAGGAGGCCUUACAGAAGGCCAGAGACUGGGACAACUGGAAGGACACGCACCGGAGAGGAUAUGGCAACCGCAAGAACAUGGGCUGAACACACACCCACACACACAACACAGCAGCAAAGACUUUGGAUGGCCUUACACACACACACCCCCUCUCUGUCUUAAGGACAUGCAGAGCAGAGGAUCUGGCAACCCUUAUAGCGUGUAUGAGAGAGACUGUAAAGACACUGGAUGAGUUUAAAUACUCAAACACUUUAACCUUCAUAUACAGUACUGCGCAAAUGUUUCAGCCACCUGGCAACAUUAUAUUUAAAAAGCAGUUUAUCUGGACAGUAAGUGUUCAUUUUCUCAUAAAGCACUGAUGUCAAACGAUUAAAAUAAUUCAUUGUGA